AUCUCACGUGCUGCUUGAUGCUUAAUAUCUUCCAGAGCGCAUUUGGUCUUGGAGGAACUUUUUAGCGUCAUGAAGAACAACACAGAGCAAGGGAAAAUAUAGAAGUAGUUGUGGUUGGAGGAUGUGAUGACAUCACAGAGUUCAGCGGGAACACGGGGCUUUUAAAAAGCUGAAAGAAACAUCCUGACACUCAGUGAUCGCGUCCCCCGAAAGGGAGUCAAACCCACGUUGGCUCUUAAAGAGCCAGACUGUCUUCAGUCAAGACACAAAAGGCUCCGUCCCACCACUCAACAUGCACUGGCAAAAAUCUUCUGCUUCAGAACAACAGCCGCAGCCUCGCCCCUACCAAGGGGUCCGCGUCAAAGAGCCAGUGAAGGAGCUAUUGAAAAGGAAACGGGGAAAUGUUCAUAAUGCCACUGCAGCAGCAGCCACAACGGUUGUUUUGCCCCACCAGCCCCUCCCUUCCUACACACCAAUGGGCCAGCCGUGUAUCGAUGUGGAUGCUGCUGCCCCUCCACUGCCCGGCGCAGAGGAAGGAGCACUGUGUUCCAGCUGGCUCUCCCAGCCUUCUCCCUCAUCCCUGCAGCCUCUGACCCAGUGGACCACUUACCCCGACUACAUGUCCCACGAAGCAGCCAGCUGUCCUUACACUGCAGACAUGUACAUCCAGCCUGUGUGUCCCAGUUACACGUUGGUUGGACCUUCGUCUGUACUGACUUAUGCUUCUCAGCCACUGAUCACCAAUUUCACGCCCCGAAGCAGCACCCCGGCCGUGGUGCCCCAGCUGGAGGUGACGGAGCAGCAGCCACCCAUCACCUACUUCCCGUGGCCACAGCCCCUCUCAGCACUGCCAGCCCCUACCCUGCAGUACCAGCCGGCCUCUUCCACGCUCCCCACGCCGCAGUUUGUGCCCCUGCCCAUCUCCAUCCCUGAUCCAGCCCCGCAGGAGCUGGAGGACGCCCGGAGGGUCAUCGGCACACUGCCCAUAGAGAAGCUGCUGCUAGAAGAUGAAGACAAUGAUACAAUUCUACAUAUUUAUGCAGCUAAAGGUAUGAGGGCGUUUACGUUGGCAGCUGCAGAGCGCAUGAAGGAGCUGCGGAGACUUGAUGCCAAGGAACACAGAGGAAAGACCCCGCUCCUGGUGGCCGUCACUGCCCGGCAGCCAGCGAUCGUCCACGAUUUGAUCCAGGCAGGAGCAGAUGUCAAUGCUGUAGACAACAAAGGGCAGUCAGCUCUGCACCUUGCUGCAACAUAUGGGUAUGCCCAGGUUCUCCAGGUGAUACUCUCACAAGGCCUCCCUCUUGAUUUAGAAAUGAAGGAUUUUGAAGGCCAUACCCCUCUGCACUGUGCUGUCCUGGCCCACAACACACUGCUGCGGGAUCGGAGCCGCCUGGCACUGCCAGAACAGCAGAGUGAAGAGCUGCAGCACCAGAGCUGGGAGCUGGAGACCUGUGUGCAGCAGCUGGUGCAGGCAGGAGCUUCCAUCUACAGCCUGGAUGUGAAAAGCAACAAGACGGUUCUUCAUUACACCGUCCAGGAUGGGAACGUCUCCCUGCUCCGCUACUUCCUGGAGCUGAAUGGUUUCAAAUCCAAGGACUUCAUCAACAGCAAGGCUCAUGGAAACACAGCUCUACACAUGGCAGCUGCACUGCAUGGUGACAAGAAUCAGAAGGAAAUCAUUCAAUUGCUCCUUGACCACGGGGCAGACCCAAGCAUCCGAAACUUAGACAACGACCAGCCCAUCCACAUGGCUCCUUCUGGGAAAGCUGGGGAUCAGGUCAGGCAUUUGCUGAAGAGAGGAAAAGUCGCAUCGACAUUCAUUUCCUGCUGCCGAAAUGCCAGAUCCUAGGUUGCCCGCAGCUUCUGGAAUGGCUUCAACUUCAGCCAGUGGCACAAAGCCCCAUAGAACAACCAUGAGGAUGGUUAACCAGCGUGUCUCUGCCCCCAGAACCUAUACACUGGGGUGGGAUGGCAGUGUUUCUCAACCUGUGGCCUUUGGACCAUGAGUAGCAUGGGAGAUAUCAAGAGAUAAGCUCUGAGAUGGUAGAGAAGCUUAUUUUGUCAACAGGGAAUGCUAAUAAUCCCGUGACACAAAUUAGCAAACAUUUAACAUGCAGCCAAGCUUUGAUUUGGUGGCAAAGGGCAGCCAGAACACAAGAUGGUCCUUGGUAGCAAUGGUUGAGAAAUACUGCUUGAAGCCAUGCUCACAUCCUGUGCAGGGGCACUGGGUGAAAUGCUGAAGCCUUUGUGAUGUGCAAUGAGCUCGACUGUCUUUGGGAUGCACAAACCUUGUGGGGGGAGGAGGGGAGAAAGACUGGACCAAAGAGGUCGCACCAAGACUGCAGAGUUUCCAGGGGCACGGCUGAACUGAAGACCUCCAAGGGAGGGUUCCUGCAAGCUGCUGCUAUCCCUGCUCUUAGCACUUUGAGGAAGGGAGCUGAAUCAGCUCUCCAUUGCCCCAUCCCUCAUCCCAACCCAUGAAAGGAGAGCAGAUGCUUGCGAGAGCAAGUGCGUGGCGCGGGUUCUCUCCUAUCCUCAUCCCAUGUUAAGAAGUUCUUAUCCUUUCUGUGAAAUGAUUUGUGAAUUGCUGUGCAAUCAGCUGGCAGCGUGUGGGGCAGGAGGAGUGAAGGCAGGUGCCUGCAGGGGGUGAGAGCUCUGCUGUGACAGCCAACACAGAGGUUCUCAUCCUCAGUGCACGCUCUGAGUGUUGUUGUUCUCUCAGUCUUGCAGAAGUUAUUUUCUUCCAUUGGGACCGAACUGAUUAAGGUGAAGGGCAAAUCUCUUAAAUCACCCUGUGACUUCCUCCAUCGCCCAUUAACUCAACGCAGCAGGGCUUUGUUAAGCACUUGUGAGCCUUGCAAACCCUUCAACGACUGUUUUGCAGAUCCAAACAAAAGCUCUUAAGAAAUGCAGGAGUCCUGAUUAGAGACCUUCUGACUUCCUCAUCCCUCCUCUUUGCUGGUUGGCUACUGCUUCUCACUACAUCAUGCCUACAAACCUGCCAGCGUCCUCUGACAAAAAAAAGCAGACGCAUAUUUGCAUGUGUUUGCAUAAAUUUGCAUGUAUCUGGGCACAGGCCGGCUCAAGCAUGUGCUUCCUUGCUUUGAUGGGAUGCUGUAACGAGACCCAAAUGAAUGAGAACUGCAUUGACGAGGAAAAGUGGAGAAUAAAUUCUCUUUCUUGACCUUGAGACGAUCCCUCCCGCGGCUCAGCAACGAUCCCUGUGCCGUUCUCUGUGCCAAAAUGAAUUUCAUCCCUUCGAGUCUGAUCGCAGUAUCUCUGCUUUUUGCAGCUGUUUUGAGGAGGAAUGUCCCUUUUAUAACAUCAGCGGCGCUGGCAGCGCUAAUACCCCUUGUUUGCACACUUUAUCUCUUCCUACCCGUGGCUUCAGAUAAGUCACAGAGAACAAAGGCUCGUUAACACUGAACAAACGCUUCCAAGUGGCACCAUGGAAAAGCCAUUGGGCGGCUGGCAAGGAAAGCUUUUUGAUCAGAUCCUCUGAGCAACCGGUUAAAAUAAGAGCCCUUUAUUUUCUCUACAACUGCAGGCUGCUGCUGGAACUAUUCGUGGCUCAGAGUGGGGAGAUCCUCAUUUCUGAGUGCCCACGUGUUUAUUCCACCUGGCAGGGACUGGCAUUUGGCAGCGCCGUGCCAGUUCUGUUAGAGAUACGGCAUCAGCUAUUUUCAUGUAAUCAGCUUUUACAAGGAAGGAAAGCAGGGAAAUAACAUGCUCCUCACGGCCAGAAAAUCCACAGUCGGCCUUUGAAUGGUUUCCCCCUCUGUUAUUUUUUCCUUCCAGUUCACAAUCAGCCCAGGAAUCCUUGUGUCAACAAGGGGCAAGCUUCGGCUUGCACUGCACGUGUGGAGCUAUUGACACAUUGGUGUCUGCACCCCCCUUGCUAUGGGGGACUGCGAAACAGCAUAAAGAAACGCAGCAGGGAAAUGGGAAAAGGCUGCCAGGGACGGAGAGUGACUUGGUUAACAGAUGGGGAUAGUGUCAGCCUUGCUGUGCUAACGUGGGUGCUUUCCUUGUUGUAUGCUUGCAUAGAACAUGAACAUAGAACAAGAACACCCUCUGGCAGUUCUGCUAAGCUCAGGCUAAUGCAGCCAGCCCACGGGGAGGAUGUGGUCAUCCCAUUUCCACCAGCAGCCUCAAACACCUCGCCUCAACCUUAUCCUCCCGUGGCUGUUUAAUGUUGGUGAGGAUGGACUUCAAAGUACGAGGCAUCGAGGAGCUCGGCAGUGUUGGGGCAGGAGGUGACCCUACCCCCAUAGAGAGCAAAGCACCUCCAGCACCACUAAAUGGCACGUGUUGGAGCAUCACAGAGGUGAUGGCACAUUUAUCUGCAUCCCUGGGGGCAUUCAAGGCCAGGCUGGAUGUGGCCCUGGGCAGCCUGGGCUGCUGGUUGGCGACCCUGCACACAGCAGGGGGUUGGAACUGGAUGAGCAUUGUGGUCCUUUUCAGCCCAGGCCAUUCUAUGAUUCUGAGGUUAACCAGGUGAAAACAGGGAAGAGAGGAAAGCAUCACUGAAGGUUAUGGUGAAGGUGGAGCAAUAUUGGUUGGGUUUGUUGGUUUGUUUUUUUUUGGUAGAAUGGAGGAAGGUCCCUAUCUGCCAGCAGUACACAUGUUGUCCAUCUGAGUGCCUCCAGCUCUGGGCAGAGGGAAGGUGUUCAGUUGCAAGAGCCACCAGAGAACAUUACUGUGGAAGCUGAAGAGCUGGAGGUGUGCUGGGGGUUGAGGACUUCUUCCCCAUCUUUGUGAGCCUCCAUCAUUAGCCAAAGAGAAAGUUGCUGGCAUUCAGCACACAAGUAAUGGGCACUGUGAGUACCAAAUUAUUUAU
Molecule: messenger RNA, 4840 nt
Organism: Meleagris gallopavo (turkey)
Lineage: Eukaryota; Metazoa; Chordata; Aves; Galliformes; Phasianidae
Source: RefSeq, a predicted model, not a curated record